Boeremia exigua is the source of this 1471-nucleotide messenger RNA. RefSeq lists its product as uncharacterized. The transcript has a single exon. Bases 366 to 1175 code for a protein of 269 amino acids. The record is from RefSeq and is a predicted model, not a curated record. NCBI's taxonomy places the organism in Eukaryota, Fungi, Ascomycota, Dothideomycetes, Pleosporales, Didymellaceae.
UUCUCGACCAGCAACGCAGACAGCUCACUAGAAGUGCAGGGGACAGUUAAUUAAAAGCGUCGUCUCCAGCACUUCGUCGCCUCAGCAUGAGACUGGGUUUCACUUGAUGCAGCUGCCCCUCACGGCCGCUCCUGCCUCCGCCGAGACCCCUCCUUCAACACGUGCAGGACCACUGUCUUGACGACGCGUAACUCCACACAGCGACGCGUCUGCUGUUCGCAACACGCCACGAGCUCUCACACGCCGAGCAGUGUUCAAAAAGCAUCCCGGUCGCAGCCCCAGCUCUGCGGGGUAAACACUAUCAUCCGACAACAAACACCAUCGACGACACACCACCUCCAACCAACCUCCACACAACCACAACCAUGGCUCCAGACCUCAACUCCGUCCCCGUCUCGCCGCGCCCAAGCGCCUCGCACUCCACCACCACCUCCCGCCAACCCUCCGCCCCCACCUCCCGCCGGCCCUCGCAAAUGAGCCCCCCCGCGCUCCCCCUCUCACCCAACACCGCCUUCCCGCCCCUCUCCCCCGCCGAACCGCACGCGCCCACGCGCCACCCGCGCCCCAUGACCGCCGCAGAACUGCACCUCGAGCUCGAAAAAGAACAAGAAGCCGUCGUCAACAGACUCACCCGCGAGCUAUCCGUGCUGCGCGCGCACUCAGCCUCCGUCGCAUCAACGGGCUCCAGCGCAUCCGCGAUCGUUGGGGGCGAGGAGGCCGUGCCGCCGCUGGGCGCGGAGCGCAGGCACAGGAGCAGCAGCAGCGUGUCGCGCGCCGCGCUGGGCACGGCGCACGGGCACGCGUACGGGCUCGCACACGGCCACGCACACGGCCACGCCCACGCGCCCAGCUCGACGCCGAGCGUCAGCGUCAGCGCAUCGUCGUCCGCGCGCCAGAGUCUCAGCGGCCCGCCGGCGGGUCCGCAGGGCGGCGUGGAGAUGCGGCGCAGCAGCAGCAUUGUGGCGACGCCCAGGUACGAGGAGGUUGCGCUGCAGCGCGCGGAGCUGGAGGACGUGCGGCGCGAGAACGAGGCGCUGAAGGAGAGGAUCAGGGAGCUGGAGCGGGCGAUAAGGGGUGAGGAGAGGGGGCGGCGCGGGGCUCCUGCUGCGUCUGUUGGGGGGGAGGGGGGUGCGUCUGCGUCUCCGUCUGCGGUUGUGGCUACCGGAGAGUCGUAGGCAGGGCGGCAUCAAGGGGAGGAGCUAGAGCGGUAUUCUUCCAGGGGUAUGCACUUAUACUUGCACUUGCACAAACCGCGUCACAGCCAGAUCUUGAGUUCUUUUAAUGCAUUAAACGUUAAGCUCAUAGCAAUACCCUGGCUAGCCCUGGUCCUUAGAGAUCAUUCUCACAGGCCCUGACUAAUCCUAGGAGGAGCGUGGAGGAUAGGGUCCCUUCAAGUUCCGAAAAUGGUGGCGGAAGAGUUCCCUUAAAGCCAACCAAAUGUAGAACACAUUUUGUAGCUAUUACAAUGCCC